Messenger RNA from Peromyscus eremicus (cactus mouse), 267 nucleotides. Its product is annotated as MICOS complex subunit Mic10-like. Gene Ontology annotation, cellular component: mitochondrion; mitochondrial inner membrane; MICOS complex. Bases 1 to 267 code for a protein of 88 amino acids. The record is from RefSeq and is a predicted model, not a curated record. NCBI's taxonomy places the organism in Eukaryota, Metazoa, Chordata, Mammalia, Rodentia, Cricetidae. The transcript has 2 exons.
AUGUCAGAAUCCGACCUCGCCAGAAAGUGGGACCGGUGCAUGGCCGAGGUGGAGGUGAAGCUAGAAGAAUGUGGGCCAUUAGCCUUCGGUUCUGGCGUGGGACUGGGGAUGGCCUACUCCAUCUGUCAGCAGGACCUGCAGGCCCCGUAUCUUCUACAUGGAAAAUAUGUCAAAAGAGCAGUGACGUUUGCUGAGAACCUCCCAGUGGGAGGAAAGAGAAACCACGUUUAUUCCUCAGGAAUGCUGACGUGCCCUGGAGUGUGCUGA